This is a messenger RNA of Pipistrellus nathusii (Nathusius's pipistrelle), 3402 nucleotides long. NCBI's taxonomy places the organism in Eukaryota, Metazoa, Chordata, Mammalia, Chiroptera, Vespertilionidae. The record is from the annotation of a GenBank genome assembly.
AUGGAGCUCUUCCAAGCCAAGGACCACUACAUCCUGCAGCGGGGCGAGCGCGCGCUGUGGUGCAGCCGCCGCGACGGCGGCCUGGAGCUCCGGCCCGCUACUGAUCUACUUCUUGCCUGGAAUCCCAUUUGCUUGGGUUUGGUAGAAGGUGUUAUUGGGAAAAUUCAGCUUCAUUCAGAUUUUCCCUGGUGGCUUAUUUUAAUUCGGCAGAAAGCACUGGUGGGCAAACUUCCAGGAGACCAUGAAGUCUGUAAAGUUACCAAAAUUGCUGUGCUGUCACUUUCUGAAAUGGAACCUCAGGAUCUUGAGCUAGAGCUCUGUAAGAAGCAUCAUUUUGGAAUUAACAAACCAGAGAAGAUUAUACCAUCCCCUGAUGACUCAAAGUUUUUACUGAAGACCUUUACGCAUAUUAAGUCCAAUGUAUCUGCUCCUAAUAAAAAGAAAGUUAAGGAAAGUAAAGAAAAGGAGAAGUUGGAAAGGAGAUUACUUGAAGAGUUGCUGAAGAUGUUCAUGGACUCGGAAUCCUUUUACUACAGCUUGACCUACGACCUGACCAACUCAGUGCAGAGGCAGAGCGCGGCGGGGAGGGACCCCCGGCCCCUCUGGCAGAAGGUUGAUGAUCGAUUCUUUUGGAAUAAAUAUAUGAUACAAGAUCUUAUUGAGAUUGGUUCACCAGAUGUGGACUACUGGAUCAUUCCCAUUAUCCAAGGUUUUGUGCAGAUUGAAGAACUUGUGGUAAAUUACAGCGAGUCAUCGGACGAUGAGAAAAGCAGCCCAGAGACCCCGCCCCAGGAGUCCACCUGCGUAGAUGACAUUCACCCACGGUUCCUAGUGGCUCUCAUUUCUCGUCGCAGUCGGCACAGAGCAGGAAUGCGCUAUAAACGACGCGGGGUGGAUAAAAAUGGAAAUGUUGCAAACUAUGUGGAGACUGAGCAGCUGAUUCACGUCCAUAACCACACCUUGUCAUUUAUUCAAACGCGAGGCUCUGUGCCUGUCUUUUGGAGCCAGGUUGGCUAUCGAUACAACCCAAGGCCUCGGCUGGACAAGAGUGAGAAGGAAACUGUUGCCUAUUUCUGUGCCCACUUCGAAGAACAACUGAAAAUUUACAAAAAACAGGUUAUUGUUAACUUGGUAGACCAAACAGGAAGAGAGAAAAUUAUCGGGGACGCUUACCUGAAGCAGGUGUUGCUCUUUAACAACGCGCACCUCACUUACGUUUCCUUCGACUUCCAUGAGCACUGCCGCGGAAUGAAGUUUGAGAAUGUUCAGACACUAACAGAUGCUAUUUAUGACAUUAUUCUUGACAUGAAGUGGUGUUGGGUUGAUCAAGCUGGGGUGAUAUGUAAACAAGAAGGGAUUUUCCGAGUUAACUGCAUGGACUGCCUGGACCGCACCAACGUGGUGCAAGCUGCCAUCGCACGGGUGGUCAUGGAGCAGCAGCUGAAAAAAUUAGGUGUGAUGCCCCCAGAGCAGCCACUGCCGGUGAAAUGCAAUCGGAUCUACCAGAUCAUGUGGGCCAACAACGGAGACUCCAUCAGCAGGCAGUACGCCGGCACCGCUGCGCUGAAGGGUGACUUCACCAGGACAGGAGAAAGAAAGUUAGCAGGAGUUAUGAAAGAUGGUGUUAACUCUGCAAAUAGGUACUACCUGAAUCGAUUUAAGGAUGCUUAUAGGCAAGCUGUCAUAGAUUUGAUGCAAGGCAUUCCAGUGACGGAAGAUCUUUACUCCAUAUUUAACAAAGAGAAAGAGCACGAAGCUUUGCAUAAGGAAAACCAGAGAAGCCACCAGGAGCUGAUUAGCCAGCUGUUACAGAGUUACAUGAAGCUCCUGCUGCCUGAUGAUGAGAAGUUCCAUGGCGGCUGGGCCCUCAUUGACUGUGACCCCAGCCUCAUUGAUGCUACUCACAGAGAUGUGGAUGUGCUGUUGCUGCUUUCUAACUCUGCCUACUACGUUGCCUAUUAUGAUGAUGAAGUUGAUAAAGUAAACCAGUACCAACGACUAAGUCUAGAAGACCUGGAAAAAAUAGAAAUAGGUCCUGAGCCCACGCUUUUCGGUAAGCCCAAGUUCUCCUGCAUGCGGCUGCACUACAGACACAAAGAAGCAAGCGGCUACUUCCACACCCUGAGAGCGGUGAUGCGCAACCCGGAGGAGGAUGGGAAAGAUACCCUUCAGUGCAUUGCAGAGAUGCUGCAGAUCACCAAGCAAGCCAUGGGGUUAGAUGUACCUAUAAUCGAGAAAAAACUUGAGAGGAAGAGCAGUAAGCCUCAUGAAGACAUAAUUGGCAUCAGAUCUCAAAACCAAGGCUCUCUGGCCCAGGGAAAAAAAUUUUUAAUGAGCAAAUUUUCAUCUCUAAAUCAAAAAGUGAAACAGACCAGAUCCAACGUAAAUAUUGGCAAUUUACGAAGGCUAGGAAACUUUUCAAAACCUGAAGUGAAAGUUAAUUUUCUAAAACCAAACUUGAAAGUAAAUCUUUGGAAAUCGGAUAGUAGUCUUGAAACCAUGGAAAACACAGGAGUGAUGGAUAACACCGUCCAGGCGGAGUCUGAUGGGGAAAUGUCUUCAGAUAAUGACUCCUACCACUCGGAUGAAUUCCUUACAAAUUCCAAGUCUGAUGAGGACAGGCAGCUGACGCACUCUUUGGAGAACGUGGGGCCAGUAGACUACGUUCUUCCCAGCUGUGGCAUCAUUGCUUCCGCACCCCGAUUAGGCAGGUCCCAGUCUAUCAGCAGCACCGAUGUUAGCAUUUAUGUUCCUACAGAUGUUACUGUUGCUGCUCGUGGAAGUGAGUUUGGAAAAGGCUGUGAGUCGCCUUUAAAAAAAAGCCCUUCUGCUGAUAACAUACACAUACUGACCGGCUUUGCCAAGCCUAUGGACAUUUACUGCCACCGAUUUGUACAAGACGCACAGAACAAAAUGACUCGACUGUCGGAAACCAGGCUUCUUCCUCAGCAGGCUAGUGAGGAGGGAAAUCAAACCGCCCAUCAAGUUUCCAACGAAGAAACCCAAUGUGCACCAACGGAGCAGAUACCUUCUCGGCCAUCUCAAUUAGAUGUGUGUUUUUCUGCAGCAGGCCAGCAGUUUUUGUCUGUCGAACCGGUGCAUUCAGUUGUAUCUCACAAGACCCCCGGCUCUGGGUCCAGCAUGCUUGAACUUGAGGCGGGGCUUCAGGCAACUCCUUCUCCUUCGGAGAGCAGCAGCAGAGCAGUCUCCCCCUUCGCGAAGAUUCGGAGCUCCAUGGUCCAGGUCGCUAACAUUACCCAAGCCGGGUUAACCCAGGGGAUAAGCUUUGCAGUGGCCAAGGUUCAGAAGAGCCCCGCGGAGCCUGACGUGGUUAACGAAGUCCAGCAGAAUGAACUCAAAAGUAUGUUUACACAAUGCCAGACACGAAUAAUUCAGAUUUAG